CCAAGCCACCAUACCGCCAUACGGUAUAUCAUGGCAAAGACGAAAACCAUUGAUUCCUUUUUCAAAAGAAAAAAUGACGAACCAGAAAGUAAACGACACAAAGCUUCCACAAGUGAACCGCAACCAGUUACUAAUGAAGUGCUAGAACCAGUUACCAAUGAAGCUCAACCACCACCACCAGUUACUAAUGAAGCUGAACAACCACAACCAGUCACUAACAAAGUGGAUCCUAAUCAGCUAGAAAGAGAUCCGGCCAAACGAAAACAAAUGUGGGAGUAUCCGGUUAAUUUAAGGGAACAAGUAAGGCGAGCUUAUCUUUCUUUAGGCCCGUAUCAAAUACGUCUUACAUCGUAUGCAAAUAAAGGUUCAAAGAAUCAUACUCGUAGAUUCCAGUAUUCUUAUUUUAGUAUGUUCCCAAAUUGGUUAGAGUAUUCUCCAACAACACAUGUUGCUUAUUGUUUCAUGUGUUAUUUAUUUAGUGAUAAACCAAGUGUUAGCCAUGGUUAUGAUGCAUUUACUGUGAAGGGAUUUGAUAAUUGGAAAAAGUUGAAUGGAAAAGAUUAUAGAUUCUUGGUACACAUUCGAACUUCUCAGCAUAAAAGUGCUGUGCAAUUUAGUGAAAACUUGUUGAACCAAGCUGCACACAUUGAAAAUCUUAGACUGAAGCAAGAUGAAGAUUAAAGAAUAAAAAACCGUUUAAGGUUAAAAACUACUAUUGAUGCAGUUCGUUGGUUGACAUUCCAAUCUUGUGCUUUACGAGGACAUGAUGAAUCUUCUUCUUCUAAGAAUCGGGGUAACUUUCUAGAACUGCUAGAACUUCUAGCUUCUUAUAAUGAUGAAGUUGCAAAGGUUAUUUUGAAUAAUGCUCCUUAUAAUUCCAAGUAUACUUCACAUGAUAUUCAAAAACAAGUUUUGAGUAUUAUUGCAAAAAAAGUUCGAAAUCAUAUUCGUAAUGAAGUGGGGGAUUCAUACUUUUGUGUAAUGGUUGACGAGUCACGAGAUGAGUCAAAGAAAGAGCAGAUGGCCAUAGUUUUGAGAUUUGUUGAUAGAGAUGGGAUCAUAAGAGAAAGAUUCUUGGAUUUGGUUCAUGUUACGGAUACCAUGGCAUUAACAUUGAAAACAAACAUGUGGAGACGACUUUUACACUAUCAGUUUGAUGUUAGUAAAAUCCGAGGCCAAGGUUAUCAUGGUGCUAGCAACAUGAGUGGGGAAUGGAAUGGAUUACAGGCACUUGUUCUUAAGGAUUGUCCUUAUGCGUAUUAUGUUCAUUGUUUUGCUCACAGGUUACAACUUGCGUUAGUUGCUGCUGCAAAGGAUGUCACUCCAGUUCACACUUUUUUUACAAACUUGGCUUUUGUAAUUAAUGUGGUUUGUGCUUCUAGCAAACGUCAUGAUGAGUUACAAAUGGCAAAGUCAGAUGAGAUCAGAAAGUUAUUGGAACUUGGUGAAAUCAAAUCAGGAAAAGGAUUGAAUCAAGUUGGAACAUUAAGAAGAGCCGGUGAUACACGUUGGGGUUCUCACUUUAACUCUGUUUGCAGCUUGCUCAACAUGUUUGAUGUCACUCGUGUUGUUCUCCAGGAAAUCAUUGAAGACAGAACACAUACUACUAUAUCUCAUCGUGGAGAUGCUGAUGCUGCUCAUAUGCACAUGAAGUCAUUUGAGUUUGUGUUUAUUCUUCACAUGAUUAAGAAAGUGAUGGGAAAAACGAAUACACUUUCUCAAGAAAUACAAAAAAAGUCCCAAGAUAUUGUUAAUGCCAUGGAGUUAGUUUCAUCUACGAGGGAGAGUCUAAAUAUUUAUAGAAACAGUGGGUUUGAUUCUUUACUUGACGAGGUGACCUGCUUUUGUAACAAGCAUCAAGUAGAGAUACCGGAUUUGAAAGCUCCAUAUACAUCUACUCGAUAUCGGCCUCGUAAAAAAGAUCUUCACGUCACAUUUGAACAUUAUUACCGGGUAGAUUUGUUUAUAGCCACAUUGGAUAUACAGAUAAAUGAGUUGGAUAAUAGAUUUAAUGAGCAUGCGAUGGAGUUGUUGUCUCUUAGUGCGAGUUUGGCUUCAAAAGAGAUUAAUAUUAAUGAGAUUUGUCUUUUUGUUGAAAAGUAUUAUCCUGAAGAUUUUACUGAGUUUGAGGUAACUAAGUUAAGAUAUCAAUCGGAGACUCUUAAUAUUGAUAUGACAAAGAAUAUCUUGCUAAGUGGUGUUUCAACUCUUGCUGAUCUUUGCAAAUGUCUUGUGGAAACCAAAAAACGUGAUGCGUACUAUUUGGUUGAUAGAGUUGUUCGGUUAAUCUUGACACUUCCGGUUUCUACUGUAACAACAGAGAGAGCAUUUUCAACCAUGAAAAUAUUCAAGACCCGUCUUCGCAAUAAGAUGUCAGAUACGUAUCUCGCGGAUAGCUUGGCGAUUUACAUAGAAAGAGAAAUUGCUGAAAACAGUGAUACCCCAUCAGUAAUCGAUGCGUUCAAAGAGCUUAAAGAUCGUAAUGUUGAUUUGUGAUUCUAGUACCUGGUACACAUCUUUUCUCUUGUAAUUUUAAUAAGUACAUGUAGUUUUUUGUUGGUUAGUAACUAUAUAUUUGUAAUUUGAAUGGAAAACUUAGAUUAUUAGUGUUGUUUUUGGUUGACUCGACCCG
Erigeron canadensis is the source of this 2632-nucleotide messenger RNA. RefSeq lists its product as uncharacterized. The coding region runs from base 982 to 2496 and encodes 504 amino acids. Lineage: Eukaryota; Viridiplantae; Streptophyta; Magnoliopsida; Asterales; Asteraceae. The record is from RefSeq and is a predicted model, not a curated record. Gene Ontology annotation, molecular function: protein dimerization activity. The transcript is spliced from 3 exons.